AAGAAGAAACGUCGUCGUCCCUGAAAUCACCAGACGUCAGUACUCACUUACGCUGAUGAAAGUAGUUCUAGUAGAGAUAAUGCGCUGUAUGUUCGAGCGUACGUUUAAACAGAAUGCAUACAUUUCUGGUUAGUCUUAUUGUGAUCUUGAUUAAAAAUAUUCACACACAAGGUAUUAUCGGAAACCCUUGCACCCUUAACUCAUCUAACUCGUCAGGACUGUGCCAACCAUUAACACAAUGUAGAGAGAUUCGAGACGAAGUGGUAUUUGGUCAAAAACUGCCCCAAACUUGUGGCUUCCAAGAAACACAAGCCGUAGUCUGUUGCCCAAAACCUCGUCGACCAGGCUACAUCAGCCAAAGAAAAUGUAGAGAAUAUGCUUCGUACACAAAAGAGAAACAAUUAUGUGGACACAACAUUGCCAAGCGCAUGGCUGAAGGAAGACCGGUCGGCAGAAACGAGUUUCCGCAUAUGGCCCUGUUGGGAUUACGAACCUGGGAGCCUAGCACUCUUCGCUGGUUAUGUGGAGGGUCGCUUAUCAGCGAAGGGUAUAUUUUGACAGCAGCACAUUGUUUGAUUACCAAGACAUUUGAUGAACCAAACUUGGUGUUUAUCGGGGUCACAAAUCUUAAUGACAUCGACGACAGGCAGGAAUUCAAAAUUGCAAAUAAUAUAGUACAUCCAGAAUAUAGUCCUAGCUCUAACUACCACGACAUAGGACUAAUACAACUGUGGACACCAAUAAAAUUCAAUUCGUUUGUGCGUCCGGCGUGUCUUAACCCAAACUUUCACAUUCCUGUCGCCAAAGUUGUUGCUACUGAAUGGAAUCGUACAGAAAAUACAGAAAACAGCAGUGAAGAUUUGCUCAAAGUAACGCUAGAUAUUGCAGACUAUGAGCUCUGUAAUAACAGCUAUCCAGCCACAAGCAGACUAAAAAAUGGCAUUAUAAAUGACAUGCAUCUUUGCACAAGAAGCGGUAACGCACAAAAUAGUACUUGUCAGGGAGAAGGUGGUGGUCCACUACAAAUCUAUAGCAAGAACAACCCUACACGGUGUGUGUAUGAUAUAGUGGGAGUAGCUUCGUUUGGAAAAGGAUGUGGUGGUGGUCCCGCUGUAAACACUCGAGUGUCGCACUAUAUUAAGUGGAUUGAAGAUAUAGUUUGGCCAGACAAUAAUCAAUAAACUCGGUUAUUUUAAUUGUACUACAUUCCUCGC
Molecule: messenger RNA, 1214 nt
Organism: Zophobas morio
Lineage: Eukaryota; Metazoa; Arthropoda; Insecta; Coleoptera; Tenebrionidae
Product: serine protease snake-like
Exons: 5
Coding region: 114-1181 (355 amino acids)
Biological process (GO): proteolysis
Molecular function (GO): serine-type endopeptidase activity
Source: RefSeq, a predicted model, not a curated record